Heterocephalus glaber (naked mole-rat) is the source of this 1762-nucleotide messenger RNA. Lineage: Eukaryota; Metazoa; Chordata; Mammalia; Rodentia; Bathyergidae. The record is from RefSeq and is a predicted model, not a curated record.
CAAGGUCUAGAACCUGGAGGCAUUAGAUUCCAAGACUUAGAAGCCUAGGAAAAGGGAUGGCUAGUGAGGUUUAGAUCAUGUUGAGCCCUGCCUUUCUUCUGUGGGAUGCAGACUAUCCCUUGUAUACCUAUGGAUCCAUCUUAAUUAUUGUAUUAAUUAUUUGGCAAGUGAAAAAAAGGAGGAAAAAAUUAAUGUUGAGAUCUAGCAAGAGCUGUUGUCAGCAUCAUCAAAGAGUCAAACACAGGUCUAGAGAGAGAACAUCAAGAGCUAAGAGAACCUCCCAGAAAGAAGCUGAGAAGCUGCAGAAGUUACUGUCUAUCAUGAAAAGUCACGGGUGGCUUCCCCAGGAAGGACAUGUGCUUCGGCUUCUGUGUGCAGAUCCAUCCUGCCAAAUCUGCAAUGCUAUGGCUCUGGAGAUUCAGCAGAUGCUUGUAGGUAAAAACAACCAGAUCUCCCCCACUUUAUCAAAGCCAUCACAGGGCUCUUCUUGUCUAGGGAUGUUGUCCACAUCAAGUGUAUCUUUGAACAGUCAGAAGCUGGGUUCCCAGAACUCCAGAGAGCUUUUACUGACAACUCACCCCACACUGUCACAAUUAACGGAUCAGAAAUCUUUAACUCAGUCAGCUGCCCCGUCAGCUGGUGGAGUAAGCAUCCAAGAUUACUGGUCUGAUUACCUCCAGCCAAGACAGGAAUUUCAAGUACCACAUAUGUUCCAAGAUGCAAGAGCUCGCUCUUCUUCAAGCCUUGAAGUAUCUGGGAGUCCUGUGAACUGGAAAGAGAAGACAAAGAGCAAGUCAACCCUUGCCCUGAUGAACCAAGGUGCUCCAGAAGUUGACUUGGGAAAAACAAUGACAUUCUUUUUGCACUGGAUUAACCCUGAAGUGAAAGGUCAAAGCCACGAGGAACCCAUUCUCCACUCUAAAUCCAAGACAGUGGCCAAAUCCAGGACAAAAGAGGUUAAGAAGGUUCCAACCCCCACCAAAGACCAUGUCAGGGGAGCUAACUUGAAGAUGACAACAAAGGACCCUGUGGCCCAGCCUUUUCAUACUGAGAAGGAGCACUUGACUUUUUUUUGAUGCCCAGAGUCCCUACAUAGACAGCUCCAGCAACACUCCCUCCAGUCCAGCCAAUCCUGGGGCCUGCGCCACUCCCACAGCUGCUUCAAAACCUCACCUCAACUGACUCAUGCUACCCAACCAAGAAAUAUAUCCUAGGUCUCAAGUCUCAUGUCAGCAGAAGAAUGCACUGGUUUACAUAAGGAGAAUACUCAUUCCAAACAAAGGGCGUUUGUAGGUUCCCAAAACUGCAUCCUCCAUGGAAAAGGCUGUAUAUAGCCAUUUUCAUUAACAUGAAAGUGAGGCAUGGCAUUCUCUAAAUAUACUCUAUACCUGUAAGCAAAGAACCAUUUGUUCAUGUCUCCUUUUCAUCAGGGUGUAUGUGAUGGCAAGAAUAGAAGGAGUAGAAAUUAUCUCCCAUGUAAUAUAGGAGCUUAAACCCAAAUUUUAUUUCAGAUAGGUCAGCAUUCUACGUGCUCCUCCUAGCCCUACCCUAGGCUAUAAAUAAAGGGACCUGAGCAGAGAAGGAAGCCCCUUGUUUAAGAUGCACUGAAGGAAAAGGUCAGGCUUGAAUUCAGUUAUGAUUUUCCAUGUUGUACUUGGGUCCUCAUUUCCUCAAGGAGGUGUUUUUGUGUUUAUGCAAAGCACACAGCUAGGGGCAGGGGAUUUAGCUUAGUGGUUCUGCCACCUGCUUUGCAGAUGCAAGG